Messenger RNA from Halteromyces radiatus, 1387 nucleotides. Its product is annotated as 26S proteasome subunit RPN7-domain-containing protein. Gene Ontology annotation, cellular component: COP9 signalosome. Bases 56 to 1309 code for a protein of 417 amino acids. The record is from RefSeq and is a predicted model, not a curated record. The transcript has 6 exons. Lineage: Eukaryota; Fungi; Mucoromycota; Mucoromycetes; Mucorales; Cunninghamellaceae.
GGUUUUUCCUUUAUUUCAUUUUUCUUUCUUUAAUUAUUAUUUUUUUCUUCUUCUGAUGGCUGUAUCAAUCAACUUUGACUUUGAACCAUAUAUAAACUCUUACAAGGGUCGUACGCGUAUCAAACGAGCUUUGUUCAUUGCAGAACAUUGUCCUAGUUUGGAGGUGGAAGCGUAUCAUUUUGCUGUUAACGAUAUCAAACAACAACUUAGUGAUAUAGAAUUAUAUCAAGCAUGUAUCAAGAAACUGAAUGCGGCAUUGACUCGAAGGAAUGAACCCAUGGUAGAUAUUGAUGCCGCUUGGGUAGAUGCCACUACAAAGAAAAACAAACGAAACUUGGAACAACUCGAAACAGAACUCAAAACUUGUAAAACAAGUGUUGUCAAAGAAAGCAUUAGGAUAGCUCAAACAAACCUAGGUGAUUAUUAUUAUGAUGUUGGAAAAAUGAGUGAUGCAAGCAAAUGUUAUUCAAGAACAAGAGAUUAUUGCUCUACUAGCAAAAGUAUAUUGGAUAUGUGUUUCAAUAUGAUCAAGGUACAUUUGGAAGAACGUCAUUAUGUACAUGUACACAGUUAUAUCGUACGAGCAGAAACUACACCACAGAUACCAGAUAAAGUGAACACAAUAUCAAGAUUAAAAUGUUGUCAGGCUAUAGCCUCUCUUUUUAUCAGUGAUGCUAAUCGAUAUCAGACUGUAGCACAAUGUUUAACCCAAGGUGUUGCUUUAGAAUCAAGUCAUCUUAUACAUGAUAUCAUGUCUCCAAAUGAUGUAGCUCUUUAUGGUGGAUUAUGUGCAUUGGCCUCUUUUGAAAGAUCUCAACUACACGAUUUGAUCAGUUCUAAUGUGGCUUUCAAAGGAUAUUUGGAAUUAGUACCUCAUGUUCGAGAAAUCAUGGAAUACUUUCAUGCUUCAAAAUAUGCUGCUUGUUUCUCUUUGAUGGAAAAUUACCGGGAGGAUUGGAAAUUAGAUAUCUAUUUGAAUAGUCAUAUUGAUCCUAUCUUUCAAUGUGUUCGUGAAAAGGCAAUGGUUCAAUAUUGUAUUCCAUAUUCUAUUGUGGAUCUUGGCCGAAUGGCAUCUGCAUUCCAUACUACGGUGGAUCAACUAGAAUCUGAAUUGGUCAAACUUAUUGGGCAGAAAGGAAAGAUAGAUGGUCGUAUUGAUAGUCAUGAAAAGGUUCUCUACUUUAAACAACAAGAUCAACGUAAAAAAGCAUUUGAUCAGUCACUUGGUCUGGCUGUGGAAUAUGAAAAAUCCGCCAAAGCAUUGAUGCUUCGAUUGAAUCUUUUGAAAUCCAAUAUGAUAGUACAAUAAAAUUAGUUACCUAGUAUCUUAUUAUUGCAUAUGAAUAAAAAACAACUGAUUUUUUGUCUUAUCAUUUUUAUAGUAAUU